AUGUCGCGGCGCGCCCCCAACCCCGCCGCCGAGCGUGCGGCCCAAAACACCCAGACGCUCAAGAGUCUGGUCAAGCUCGAGGCCAACAAGAGCUGCGCCGACUGCAAAAGGAACAAGCACCCGCGAUGGGCCAGCUGGAACCUGGGAGUAUUCGUCUGCAUCCGAUGCUCCGGAAUUCACAGAGGCAUGGGCACCCAUAUCAGCAGGGUCAAGUCGGUCGACUUGGACUCGUGGACCGACGAGCAGCUGCAGAGCAUGCUGCGGUGGGGCAAUGCCAGGGCGAACAAGUACUGGGAGGCAAAGCUGGCACCUGGCCACAUCCCCUCCGAGUCCAAGAUCGAGAACUUUAUCCGCACCAAGUACGAUUCCAAGCGCUGGGUCAUGGACGGGCCGAUGCCUGAUCCUGCGACCCUGGAUACCGAAGGCGACGAUGAUGUGCCGUUGAACGUCGUGCAGGAGAAGGCCAAGCUGGAGCGUUCUACUUCCCAGCGUGCUGCUGCGUCGGCCAGCCACGCUGCUCCUCCUCCCGCAAGGAAGCAGCCUACCAUGGACAUCUUCGGCGACGACCCGCCGCCCUCGCGCCCGAGCACUGGCCCACCCUCCGCAAGGGCACCACCUCCGCAGAAGACAGAACCCGCUCCGCCCAAACAGACUAAGCCUGGAGAUUCGCUUUUGGGAUUGGACUUCUUUGGCUCUUCGCCUUCAAGCACACCUGCCCGUCCUGCGAGCACCACUGGUUCAGCUCCAGCUGCCCAGUCUCGUCCCGACCUGAAGCAGUCCAUUCUUUCACUUUACGCCGCAAAGCCGGCUGCUACGCCUGCUGUCAGGCACCACCACACGGGCUCUGGGUCUUUUGGUGGACUCGGUUCCCCUGGUCUUGGAUCCCCCGGGAUUCAACAGUCGCCCACUGCGGCUCAGCCUGCGGGUGGCGGGUUUGGUGGUGGCUUUGGCGGCAUGAAUGACGCUUUCAGCAGCCUGAGCUUCUCCAACACCACUCCUCAGGCCCCUAAGCCUUCUCCUUUCGCCGAUCUGAUGAGCGCCACGCCCAAAUCUGCUUCAUCGAACCACACUCCGUCUGGGUCCAGGUCUGGCCUUGGCUCUUUCGGCAACGGCGGCAGCUUCUUCGAUGCGCCCAAGCCAGCAGCUCCCCAAGCCCAGCGCACCGGAAGCUUUGGCAGCAACUUUGGCGGCUUUGCCUCCGCCACUUCCCCUGCCGCUGCCGCUCCCCCCAAGCCCGCCGCCAACAACUCGGGCGAUCUAUUCAGCCUGGACUUCGGCGCUCCGGCCGCCGCUCCCUCCAAGCCGGCGGCCAUGGCCUCUCCCGCCACCAGCUCGGCCUUCAACCUCUCUUCCCCCAUGGCGCCCAGCCAGCCCGCCCAGCAGCAGCCCGGGCAGUCCGUCAACUACGCCUCCGGGCUCGGCGGCAUGGGCGAUCCCUGGGGAUCCAACGACGUCUGGGGCUCUUCCAACGCCGCCCCCGCCGCCGCUGCUCCCGCCGCCGCCGCCCCCGCUCCUCCUGCAAUGACCGCCACCACGGCCAGCGCGGCCCCUGCUGCUUCUGCUUCGUCCGGCUGGGGUAGCGCUUCCACGCCCGCGGUGGCGCAGGACGACGAUUUUGGCGGGUGGAGCAGCGCUCCUGCGCCCGCGCCGGCCGCGUCCAACCAGUCUGCCUCCAAGCCGGUCUCUGGCAUGGGUGGUGAUCUAUUCGACAAUCCGUGGUAG
This is a messenger RNA of Diplodia corticola, 1722 nucleotides long. Its product is annotated as stromal membrane-associated protein. The transcript is spliced from 6 exons. Gene Ontology annotation, molecular function: metal ion binding; GTPase activator activity. The record is from RefSeq and is a predicted model, not a curated record. The coding region runs from base 1 to 1722 and encodes 573 amino acids. Gene Ontology annotation, biological process: endocytosis; endoplasmic reticulum to Golgi vesicle-mediated transport; intra-Golgi vesicle-mediated transport. Gene Ontology annotation, cellular component: Golgi apparatus. Lineage: Eukaryota; Fungi; Ascomycota; Dothideomycetes; Botryosphaeriales; Botryosphaeriaceae.